Messenger RNA from Peromyscus leucopus (white-footed mouse), 4081 nucleotides. RefSeq names its product membrane palmitoylated protein 2 (gene Mpp2). The record is from RefSeq and is a predicted model, not a curated record. Gene Ontology annotation, molecular function: protein binding. Gene Ontology annotation, cellular component: cell-cell junction; plasma membrane. NCBI's taxonomy places the organism in Eukaryota, Metazoa, Chordata, Mammalia, Rodentia, Cricetidae.
CUUUAGCUCAGCCCGCGUCUGGCUAGGAAGGCGCCGACCUCGCGGGAGACUGUUCCAGGACUGCCAAGGGGUCGCCAUGGCCUGCAGCCCAGGCAGUGGGGCUUCCUUGGAGGGGAUUUCCCUGGGCUCCUCUGAAGAGGCAGAGCUCCGCAGGGAAGCCAUGCAGCAAGUCUUGGACAACCUGGGAUCCCUUCCCAAUGCCACUGGGGCUGCGGAACUGGACCUGAUCUUCCUUCGAGGCAUAAUGGAAAGUCCCAUAGUCAGAUCCCUGGCUAAGGCCCACGAGCGGCUGGAGGAGACGAAGUUGGAGGCUGUGCGGGAUAACAACCUGGAGCUGGUGCAGGAGAUCCUCCGGGACCUGGCGCAGCUGGCAGAGCAGAGUAGCACUGCGGCAGAGCUGGCGUGCAUCCUCCAGGAGCCUCACUUCCAGUCCCUCCUGGAGACACAUGACUCAGUGGCCUCAAAGACCUAUGAGACACCACCCCCCAGCCCUGGUCUAGAUCCCACGUUCAGCAAUCAGCCGGUACCUCCUGAUGCGGUUCGCAUGGUGGGCAUCCGCAAGACGGCAGGAGAACAUUUGGGGGUGACAUUCCGAGUGGAGGGCGGUGAGCUGGUGAUCGCUCGCAUUCUGCACGGGGGCAUGGUGGCUCAGCAAGGCCUGCUGCACGUGGGGGACAUCAUCAAGGAAGUGAACGGGCAGCCCGUGGGCAGCGAUCCCCGGGCACUUCAGGAGCUCUUACGCAGCGCCAGUGGUAGCGUCAUCCUCAAGAUCCUGCCCAGCUACCAGGAGCCCCACCUGCCCCGACAGGUAUUUGUUAAAUGCCACUUCGAUUAUGACCCUGCCCGAGACAGCCUCAUCCCCUGCAAGGAAGCGGGCUUGCGCUUCAACGCCGGGGACUUGCUCCAGAUUGUAAACCAAGAUGACGCCAAUUGGUGGCAGGCAUGCCACGUUGAAGGGGGCAGCGCUGGGCUCAUCCCCAGCCAGUUGUUGGAGGAAAAGCGGAAAGCGUUUGUGAAGCGGGACCUGGAACUAACCCCGACCUCGGGGACCCUAUGUGGCAGCCUUUCAGGAAAGAAAAAGAAGCGAAUGAUGUAUUUGACUACCAAGAACGCAGAGUUUGACCGCCACGAACUGCUCAUUUAUGAGGAGGUGGCCCGCAUGCCCCCAUUCCGCCGGAAAACCCUGGUGUUGAUUGGUGCGCAGGGUGUGGGCCGGCGCAGCCUGAAAAACAAGCUCAUUCUGUGGGAUCCGGACCGCUACGGUACCACAGUGCCCUACACAUCCCGGAGGCCCAAGGACUCGGAACGGGAAGGGCAGGGCUACAGCUUUGUGUCUCGUGGGGAGAUGGAGGCCGACAUCCGUGCCGGGCGCUACCUGGAACACGGCGAGUAUGAGGGCAACCUGUACGGCACGCGUAUCGACUCCAUCCGCGGCGUGGUUGCCUCCGGCAAGGUGUGCGUGCUGGAUGUCAAUCCCCAGGCAGUGAAGGCCCUGAGGACAGCUGAAUUUGUCCCUUAUGUGGUAUUCAUUGAGGCCCCUGACUUUGAGACCCUGCGAGCCAUGAACCGGGCUGCACUGGAGAGUGGCGUGUCCACGAAACAGCUCACGGAGGCGGAUCUGAGGCGGACCGUGGAGGAGAGCAGCCGCAUCCAGCGGGGAUAUGGGCACUACUUUGACCUCAGCCUGGUCAACAGCAACCUGGAGAGGACCUUUCGUGAGCUCCAGGCUGCCAUGGAGAAGCUCCGAACAGAGCCCCAGUGGGUGCCUGUCAGCUGGGUGUACUGAGCCCUGCUCUGGACCUUGUCCCCUGCCUGGUUGGGAAUCCAUCCUUCACCCCACCUAUGACACUCCCCUACUCCCCAACAUGAUCUUCAUCCCCCCCCCCAUCUCUGGUUUUCCCUGGAUCACAGUUCCCACAGGGGCAGGCUUCAGUACAGAGGUGUGCGCUGCCGGGGAGGUGGGUGUUCAGGGGGUACCUCGGUACCCAGGUGCUGCCCACUCCCGAUGUCCACCGGCCACCAGACAUCCCUCUCUAAGGGUGAGGCUGUGUCCAGGAGCAUCUCAGAGUCACUGUAAUGCUCAGUCUAGAGAGGAGUGGAGCUGCCUGGGGCCUUGUGGUCAGCAGGUGGAUGACCCUGCCAGCCUUUUCUCCUCUAGGCUGGCCACACCCACCCUGUUCCUUGGCCCUGCCCACCCCUUACUGUAGAUAGUCCUUGGAUCAGCCUUGGGCUGUUCUCAUGUGGCCAGGAACUCAGACCGCUGGUAACUAGGCAGCCUAACCUGGGCAGCAGUGUCAGUCUGGGCCGUUUUAGAGGCUGGGGGAGCCCCGUCGUGAGCCAGCUGUAGCAGCUGGUAACACAGGCCUCAGAUACUCGAGGAGCGAACGCAGCCUGGCCCCUCCCUUAUUCCCAGCUUCUCACUGCCAAAGUCUCUCCACGGACUCUCUCAAUGUGUCCCUCUUUUAUAAAUCCUGCUCCCCAAACAGUGCGACUGGCUUAGCCCUGGUUGGGAAUAGGACCUAGAAAGCUGAACCCUCUGUUGUUGGGACCAGAAGCACUCCAGGAUCCCCAGGCCACACCAGGCCUCGAUCGCUUCCGAUCGCUUCUGGCUGGUCUCUGGAUGAUGUAGGAGGCUCACUGGCAUUACGGCUGACAUGAUUGGGCCUGCGGGAAAGGAGACUGUGCGUCAGGGCUUGGAAACAGACAGAUUAGCUUUGGUAGCCCUUGCCACACAACUCCAGGGGGUGCCAUUGGCACUCCAGGCUGGGCAGUGUGUGGCCCUGCCAGCUGAGGUGCUGGUCCCUGUUUCUGGUUUUGGGGUGUGUGUUGUAUGCGCAUGUCCAAACACACGGAUUUGGUUUGGUUUGAGGGGAGGCAGAGUACUGCUUUCUCUUGGAGGUGGCUCUUUGAGAUCCCUUUAUGGGUUCCCCUCAGCCCCCCAUUUCUUACAAGCCCCUACUCCAGACCCCAGAGCCUGGGCCUUCCUCUGCUCCCCUCUUGUCCCUAUCCUAAGUACCAGCCUUUAGUCCUCGGAGAGGGUGAUUUUGUAAAAUAGGAUAAACCUUUUAAGAACUCUGCCCUUGACAUCUGGAGACAUCUCAUCCUGCAUCCUUCUUGAGGGGGGCCCUGUCCUGUCAGGGGACCCCCAGCAUCCCCACCCUGUGCCUCCCAGUUCUCCUGAGAGUCAGUCUUGGCUGCCAUGUCAGCCGAGCUGACCCCUGAACCACUGUGUGCCCAUUUCCUAGGGGAGGGAGGGAGAAUAAACAGAAUAUUUAUUACAAAUGCUAGAAAUAUAUUUAUUAUAUUAGGAAUCUCAUUUGCAUCGGCAUUGGAUAUGUAAAUGAGACGAGGUGGCCUUGCCUGCUGCUCAUUUGCAUAGCUCUGUCCUCGCUCUGUGUAGACAUCUUCCCAGCUUUGUUUCCCUUUAGUCAAGGUCCUUUUCUCCAGCUCAGCAUCUUGCUGUGACCCUGACCCUUACUUAGCCUCAGGGGACUGGUAGUGGGAGAGAAAUUUCCCUGCUUACUUCCCUGCUUUCCAGUUCCAUCCUCCCCUGGAGUGUGUAGGGUCAGAGCAGUCCCUGACCCCUCUUGAUUUACCCACAAAGCCCUCUGACCAAAAGACCAUGGCCUCCGAUAGAGAUCUGGUGGGUACCAUGCUGGAGAGUUGGGACCAUCCUUCCGUCUGGAUACCCAGCGUGGUAGAAAACCUCACCUCUUCCCUAGUCACGUGCAAGGGUCAGGGCUGGACCCCCCCCACAGCCUCCUACCUCUCCCACUGAGCCCCCUCCCUACACCCCUUCCCAAGCACUGGCCAGGUGGGAAUAGAGGCUGUAAGCCUCCUCCGCUCCCCUGGCACCUGGCUGGGUUAGAACACAUUCCCGCUCACCAAGCUAGCUCUGUGACUGCCCUCCCUCCCUCCCUCCCUCCCACCGUGGCCUCUUCUGUUUGAGGACCUCAGGAGAAGGAGCCCCCCCCCAUGGUCCACCCUCAGUCCCGGCCCAUUCCCCUCCCUUUGUUCCCCCCCACCAGCCGUCUCAGUCUUAAGUUUUCUUUCUUUUCCUUUGAUUAAAUGUGAAAGCAAA